AUGGCUGGAGGUGUAAUUAUUGAACCUCGCUCGGUCACUCGUUCAUAUCUCAAAGGUCGUCAACUUAUAUUUCCUUUAUGUUUAGCCACUUCUCUGUUUUUUCUUUGGGGAUUUUCAUAUGGCCUUCUUGAUGUACUAAAUAAACAUUUUCAAAAUGUUCUCCAAAUUACAAAACUUGAAUCUACUGGAUUGCAAGUUGCUUAUUUUGGUGGUGGUUAUUUUUUAUUCUCACCAAUUGCUGCCGAAUUACUCAGACGUAAAGGUUACAAAAUUACCAUUGUUGUAGGUUUAGUUCUCUAUGCGUUGGGAGCUAUUUGCUUCUGGCCAACUGCUCAUUUUUCUACGCCAGAUAAUACUAAACAAGCUUAUGGAGGUUUUAUUGCUUGUACUUUUGUUAUUGCUUGUGGUCUUGGUACAUUAGAAAUUGCAGCUAAUUCGUAUGCAACUGUUAUUGGUGAUCCAAAAUCAGCUUCUUUGCGGUUACAAUUUUGCCAGGCAUGGAAUGGUGUAGCAUCAUUUAUCGGUCCACUCAUUGCAUCUAAAGUGUUCUUCUCAGAUAAAAAUGCUGAUAAUCUUGAUAAUGUUAAAUACGUUUACAUAGCUAUUUCUUGUACUGCAAUACUAGUCGCUAUUGUUUUUAUCUUUUCUAAAUUACCCGAAGUCAUCAUUGAUGAUGAAGAUUUUUAUGAUACCACGGAUACAGUCAAAAUACAAACUAAUCCAUUGUGGAAGCAAUACAAUAUGAUUUUUGCAUGUGUAGCACAGUUUUGUUGUGUUGGUGCUCAGGGUACAGUUGGCUCUUUUUUUCUCAACUAUGCUACUGAAAAUGCUGAUUUUACAGAUUCUCAAGCAUCGAAUCUUUUAUCAUAUGCUCUCAUGAUAUUUACUCUUGGACGAUUCGUUGGUAUUGGAUUGGUCUACUUGCUUCAAGUUGAUUUUAUACUUCUUAUUUAUUCUAUAAUUAGUAUCGGUCUUUGUGCUUACACAUCUGCGGGUCAUGGUCGCUCUGCUGUCAUUGUACUGAUGUCAUUAUAUUUUUUCGAAUCAAUUAUGUUCCCAACUAUUUUCGUUAUGGGUACAGCUAAUCUCGGCCGUCAUACAAAACGUGGAGCUGGUAUUAUUAUUAUGGCAAUUUCUGGAGGUGCUGUUUUUCCACCGAUUCAAGGUGCUAUAGCUGAUAUAUAUUCUACUCGUAUUUCGUUUUUAGUACCAAUGGUUGGUUUUAUUGUUAUUUCAGCUUAUGCUCUCUUUCAUUGGAUUACACAUGGUUUCAAAAUAAAAAGUUUAUCUCUAACAAACGAUAACCAGGUUGUUCCUGUUUCGCAAAGUGAAAGAGAAUCUAUUAUUAUGACUCAGGCAAGUGCCGAUAAUACCCAUGAAACUCAACAAACAAAUAUAUUCAAUUGGGUUCUGCCAUCACCACCAAUUUUCACAACAUUUAAAACUUAUACUACAGCAAACAUGAACUAA
Molecule: messenger RNA, 1470 nt
Organism: Adineta steineri
Lineage: Eukaryota; Metazoa; Rotifera; Eurotatoria; Adinetida; Adinetidae
Source: the annotation of a GenBank genome assembly